Messenger RNA from Trypanosoma theileri, 1230 nucleotides. Its product is annotated as putative dual specificity protein phosphatase. Bases 1 to 1230 code for a protein of 409 amino acids. The transcript has a single exon. The record is from RefSeq and is a predicted model, not a curated record. Lineage: Eukaryota; Euglenozoa; Kinetoplastea; Trypanosomatida; Trypanosomatidae.
AUGACCGGUUUAAGGCGUGAGGAUGAACUCAAAUUGAAAGAAUUAAAUGAACUUUGCCAGCAGGUGGGCCGACGAAAUCUACCGGAGGAUGAUCAACUCUAUAUGCUUUAUCUAGAAGACUGUUAUGAUUCUUUCCUGGAGGAGGGAUUGCGAAAACUUCGUGGGGAAUACGAAAAGGAAUCUCUGAAAGGUAUUAAACGACUCUUUCGAUGCAAAUCAAAGAAUAAUAAAUUGGAAUGUAAUCAACAUAGAAAUAAUAAUAUAUUAACAGUGCCAUCAUCUAAUAGCAGUGCUACUGGUACAACAACAACAACAACAACAACAACAACAGAAGAGGAAGAAGAAGAAGAAGAGAGAGAUAAGGAAAGCGGUGUAUCUAUUUCUUCACAUUUAGAUAAACCCGCAGCAGUGAGCUCUUCAGAGAGAUGUGGAAACAAACUGUGGAGUUGGAUCACGGAUGAUAUUGUCGUUGGUGGAGUACCGCAUGCGAGUUCUCAUCCCACUGCGGGGCAUUUACUUGAAUUCUGGCGACAGUGUGUGGCGAGAGGUGGUUCAGCACUUACGGUGAUUUCUUGUUUAGAAGCGGAGGAAACAAUUCCAGCAGGAUUUGCAACGUUAAAGGAUUGGCAACGAUUUACUGGAAUAACAGAGUUUUACUUGGUGCCAUUUAUUCCAUCGGAGAAACAGGAGAAUCCACCGGAAGUGAGUAAAGAGAUGAUGGAGGAGUUGGUGAUGCUUUGUAGUAACGUUUACAAUGCAUAUCCCAUUCUUAAUAAUAAUAAUAAUAAUAAUAAUAAUAAUAAUAAUAAUAAAGAUAAGAAUAAUGAUAGUGAUUGCAGGUGUAGUCCAUGUGGAAAGGGUUUAUGUUGGAAGUUUCACCUUGGAAAAGGAAAACGCAGGUUUACAUCUGAUAUAAAGACACACCGCAUAGUGUAUAUAAUGUGCAAAACAGGUCAAACACGGUCCUGGGUGUUGGCAAUGGUGUAUCUGAUGACACAGUAUAGUAUGGAGUAUAAUGAGGCCAAUCAACUCUUGUGUCGAAUGCGGGCAUUUGAACCGAGUCCAUCGCAGGUGGAAUUUGCAUUUAAAGUAUCAGACUAUAUUCAUCAUCCACGAACUGUUGAAAAGACAAUGGAGGAACAAAUGUAUUCUGAAGUAUUGACUCAGGUACUUUCUCUUUCACCUCUUUACCGAGAGCGACUCUUGCGUGAUCUUGAAAAGUUAACCUAG